This is a messenger RNA of Carya illinoinensis, 2243 nucleotides long. RefSeq lists its product as uncharacterized. NCBI's taxonomy places the organism in Eukaryota, Viridiplantae, Streptophyta, Magnoliopsida, Fagales, Juglandaceae. The record is from RefSeq and is a predicted model, not a curated record. The transcript has 3 exons. The coding region runs from base 610 to 2115 and encodes 501 amino acids.
AGGUGGUCAACUGCAUGCUGGUCUCAGUACUCCUGCAGUCCAAACCCCAACAAACCAUUUUGCGCAAUAACCAUAACCAGUAGAAUUCAAAAUUCAAACAUUAUAAUAACCAAACUUUGAAGAUUAAAAAAUUCACCGGUCAGAAGCAAUCCAAGCUUCUUCUUCUUUUUCUUCUUCUUCUUCGUCUCCUUCUCCAUUCUUCUGCCAACUGUUUAAUUCACACUCGUCUCUCUAGUGGGUAAUUUGCCCAUUCACCUAGAGAUCUUCACCCCAUUGGACAUAACCUACCUCUCACUUUGUAUCCCUGUGAUCCUCUCUUCUAUUCUCCGCAUAUAAAUCAUACACUUCGUCUCUUUAUAGCUGUAAAUUCCUCUCGCUGGGUUGGUGCCUAAAGCCAGUACUGAGCUCGCCUCUGAAGGUGAAAUUAUGGAGCCUCAUCCAUACACAUACUGCUGCGAUAUACUUCAAAUACCACAGCUUUUUUCGCAAUCUGGUCUAUCUCUUUACAAUCCCUGAAUUUCCUAGCUCUCUCUCUCUCUCUGUUUACCGACUCAAACCCCUACAGCUACGUUAUAGCUUUCUUCACUGACUGGCCUCUUACAACUUUCAAUGGCAUCGACUGCUCCCUCCGGUGAUCAGAAGCUGAGAAAACCAAUUACGAUUCAACGGAGGCCGUUCAUGCUUAAAGAUUACCUCAGGGAUGAUCUCCUCAGCUCCUGUUCGUCCAGCGGUUUCAAAUCGUUUCCACGCCGACAAUGCUGCAUGACCGUCCGUUUCCUCCUGGAGGUCGAUCUCGAAGGGAACAAGAAACAACGACUUCUCCGUCGAAACCGUUCUAAGGUGGCCGCUUCCACCACCAUGUCCGCCCUGCAAAGAGCUUCGAAGGAGGUGAUCAGCGCCUUCAAGAAGCAACUUCCGCUUCGGUUCUUUAAGUCUCCGUCCCUGUCCCCGUCCGUACGAAACAUUGGUAGAAAAGAAACAGUGCCCAUCAGCCUGUGGCGGAAGCUCUUCUUCAGACACAGCUUCUGGAGGAAAGUCAUGUACAAGGGAGAGGGCGGUAUCAGACGGUGGAGAUUGUUUCGUGAAAUGAACAACGAAAAAGAUAAAAAACCCGAUCAGGACACGCAUGAUUCAUCCACCACUAGAGUCGGACGGAGGGUUCUGUCCAGCGGUAACAAGUGGGCCGAAACUCAGAGCGAAUUCACUAACUCGGAAACUAUACGGUCUUGCAGCGGAAAAUCCGAGAGUUCAAGCGAAAACGACGUCGCGGAUGGCAAAUCCGAUUUACCGGAGAAUACGGACAGCAAUAAACUCUGCGAAACAGUCGGUGAGGAUUCCAUCUCAGGAGCGAUGGCCACCACUUGCUACGGAGCUAAUACGAAGGAGUGGCCCAACGAGGAGAAGGAACAAUUCAGUCCAGUGUCCGUGCUGGAUUUUCCAUUUGAAGAUGACGAGCACACUCAACAUCUUGAUGUAUAUCCUACCUGUAUAGAAGGGACGAAGCAAAAGCGUAUGCACAAAAUCCGACAGUGUCUCACUCAAAUAGAAGCAGUGAAUUUAGAAAAACGUAUUGAGCUUUCUGAGCCGAACCAUGAAGCUCCUAAAUCACUCGAGCAAUCUUGCUCAAUUCCCACCCUGGACAACAAAGACAUGUUGGAAGACAAAGAAGAUGAGCAAAUAAAAGAAAACGCUCAAGAAUUAUUUCACUUCAUUGACACACAACGAUCCCCAAAUAGUGUAAUAAUCAAGGCAGAUCACAAACCAUUGUUGGAUUUCUUUAGGGAGAGAGGCGAAGAUCAAAACCAUGCAAGUGCGAGCACAACAAGAGGGAAAUGUAAUCAUGAAUUUGAGCAUGAGUUAUUGUCGAAGGUGGCAGAAGAUUGGCUGAGUGGGAAACCACGAGAAAUGGUAUUAGGUUGGGAGGUCCUGAAAGAUGGGAGAGAAGUGUACCUCAGGGACAUGGAGAAGGGUUGGAAGUGGAGGACAUUGGUUGAAGAAAAAGAAGUUGCAUUGGACACUGAGGUUGAGAUUUGGACUUGCUUGCUUAAUGAGCUGGUACUUGACCUCUUUCCCACGGAGAAAAACGAUGAACAUUUCCUGAUCAAUAGGGUAUAAAGAACGAGUUGUGGUGCUUUAGGUUUUCUCUCACUUCCUUUCCAACUCUUGCAUGCUGCUUCCACAGUUCAAUGCUACAAAGAUAAUUUUUAUUUAAAUAAAAUAUAUGGUAUUUAUUUAGUGUAAAA